UCUGGAUGUUUCAAAAUGGAUACUUUGUUUUCGGGGGUGUAAAAGCAACUCUUUUUUGCUAUGUGACAAGGUUAGAUUAAUUGAUAAAUGGGAAGAGUUAAAGUUGCUUUUGUUUGGCAGUUGGUUUUGGAACUUGUAGAGUGUAACUGUUAUUUUUCACUUGAAUAGGGGUGCUUAUAUAGAAGAGGAUACACGAUUUGAUAGAAAGUUUUGAUGAAAUAUAUUUUGCUUUUUGAAUGCUGUCUUAUCAAUAUGAUGUGUGCUAAGAGGACUGAACUUAAAGUGAUCAUUUUGUGUUUGCCAUUUAGAUCACCCUCAAAGUGAUGUGUUUGUUAUUGCCAUUUCAGAUCACUAGUUUGUGUUCAGUUUGACAAACAGGCAGAAAGAUCGCUGCACAUUUUGCCGUUUGCUUGUCCUUUUGAGAAGGUUCCUCCAAACGACUGUUCUAUUAAUCGUUGUUGAACUCUCUGCCUUACGUUUGAUAACUGGUUAUACCAGAAACAUUUGAUAACUGGAUAUUCAAGAUUACGUUCUAUUUAUACUUCUAUUCUUUUGCAACACCUUCUUUUCAAUCACCAUCAGUUCUAUUACUAAAACGAUGCAAGUUUGAAAAUAGCAAUUUUCCAUUCCAUGUUUCCUUAUCUAAGACCAUGAUAAGAGCAAUAACUUGACAGUUUUAACCGUAUCAGAGUAAAUGUGUGUGAUUCAAAUUACACGUUUAAUUUUGAUUUUAUUCAUUGAUCAUUAAAUUCAUACCAUCUGAUCCGAAUGCCAAUUUGUGCAUCACUGUUAGGAAUGUGUCGCGCCCAUUAACACUCAUUUAUUAUCGAACUUUUCAUCCCCUUGCCGAAACAUUAGAAGAAUUUGGUAAUUACUGUUAACAGUCUCAACCCUUCAACGUUCCUAAAGAAAUGAUUUGCUUUCUUUCUGUUUCAUUGAUCUCAUUUUGAUAUACAUGAAGACGACAUCCAAUAUUUAUGUAUGGACGAUAUACAUCAAUGUUUUUUGUCUUUGUUUUUGUUUUAACUUCCAAAUUGUAAGUGUUUUUUUGUUAUUGUAAUCUGUAACAUGUAAUUUGUAACAUUUGAUAUAGCCCUUAUUUCAAAUAAACAUGUUUAAUGUAAUGGUCACCGGUUUGCUAUGUAUUCCAUGCUCCCUGUGGCAUCGUCUUGUAGUUUGUCCGUUUUGCAAAAUUUUAUGCGAAUAUAUAAAAAAAGGAAAAAAAGACGACAAUCCCAUUCCAAUAGGUUAAUGGUCUCGUUUCGGCGUUGAUAAACGCAGGAAAAGCUGUGGGUAGGUUCUAAACCACAUAUACCAUGAAUUUCCACUCGGUGCUUAAAACACAUAGGCAAGUUCAGACAGGCCAAUGAACAGGAGGCUUCCGUUUUGCAGAAAUGGCAUCUAGACUAGAUGGCUCAACAUUCAAUGGUCGACUCUCCCUCCGUACCUCUGAUAACUGCCAGAAGGGUAAAUUACUUCAGAAUCCCAAUUUCGAUGCCAGUAAAGAGCUUGAGAGCAAACUAGUUUAUAAGGAAGGGAAUUCAUUUGUCGCUACAAUUGACAAUGUUUUUACAGCAGAGCAAUGUGAGGAAAUAAUCAAAAACUGUUUACACGAACAAUUUGACUCAAUGAUUGAUAAAUACAUAGCAAAAAAGAGAAACAACUCAAGAAGGCUUGUCUUGGACUCUGAUCUUGGGUCAGAUUUAUGGUCGUUUCUAAAGCCUUGUCUUCAUUCUAUACUCGAGGAGAAUGAGAUAUCUUGUUUACCUUUAGGUUUUGAUGUUUUGAGGGGAGAGUGGCAGUUAGAUGGCCUAAACGAAGCUUUUCGAAUUAAUAAAUACUGUUCUGAAAAGAUAGAGUUCUUUUCACCACAUAAAGAUGCUCAGUAUUGUCCAAAUGGAGAUCAUAGGUCAAUCUUGACUUUGUUGAUUUAUGCAAACGAUGAUUUUAGUGGUGGGGAGACCAAUUUCUAUUUUCCAAAAAUAGCAAAGAACUCUGAUUUUGCAAAGAAACGGAUAUUUUUGAAAGACCAGACCAUUCAAGAGGAAAUUGAUAAACGAGGUGGGUUGCAGAAAGGCUACUUGAAGUUCACUGUCAAUCCGUUGAUCGGAAGAAUCGUAGUCUUCAGCCAAAAUGUCCUGCACGAGUCUUCUCCAGUUGAAGGUGGGACUAAGAUUUCGAUAAAGAGUGAUGUUCUUGCCAAACGUAUAAAUAAGAUGUAUGGCUUUGCUGUUUGCGAGGAAGAAAGGGAGGAUUACCGAAAAUGUCUUGACUAUUUUCGACGUGCACAAACAUAUGAACUCGAUGGAUACAAGGAGAAAGCUGGAACGUUAUAUGAAAGAGCUUUGUCAAUAAGGUAUUGCUAUCCAAAUGCCCUUCAGAAGGAGGAAGAAGACUGCACACAAACCUCAUACAACGAUGAUUAUUGCACAUUCCCUACUGUAGUAUGGCAUCGUAUUUUCGAUUUUCUAAGUGGGGUUGAUAUUGAAUCGGUUGUAAGAGCAUUCCCUGUUCUAUGGUCAACAAGAAAAGACUGGGAGAUGCGAAGAUGCUUGAAAGACAAAAACACUUACGAGGGCAACCCUCUUUAUAUUCCUGAGGUUGUUCUUCAUGAUGGGAUGACCACAUGUUUCAAGUUCUGCGAUUCCUUUUUCUUUGAAGAAAAUGAGGAAAGCUGUGUCAGAGUUGCUGCCAUGUAUGCAUUUUAUCUUCUUGGACAUAAAGUUGAUGAAAAAUUCUACACAGUUAGGUACGAUCCAGAUACUCAAGAAGUAACAGCUGUUGCACUGAAAUCUCUGCUUUUGGAUACAUUUCUGAACCGACCUUGCUACGGGGCAAUUUAUGCAGUCAACCAGGUUGACGAGGGUAAUCAAAACCCCAAAUUAGAUUUUCACGAAUCAGUAGAUAGAACAUAUAUGUCACUGAGGCAUAAUGCACAGUUUGUCGGCACUCCUGUGAAAGAAAACAUGACUGUAAAGGUCAAAUGGCCUUACAUCAAAGAGAGUGAUCUAGAUAAACUUGUUGCAAAAAUGGCGGACUCUGACUCAGAAGAAGACACGAGUGAUCAGGAUUCCAAUAUUUCCGAUGAUUCAGACUCUGAAGGUGUUGUGAAAAUGUUUAAGGACGCUGUUAUGAAUUCAAUCGAGAAGACGUUAAGUUUGGUCGAUGAUCCAGUAGAGCAUUUUGUCUAUGGCUAUGAUACUGAAUUUUCAGAAUUCUCAAGUUUCCCCGUUGUUUUAAAGGAGGUGACAAGGUGGGAACAUCUGGAUGGUGAAAUCAAUUCUGGAACUUAUGAUGAGGAUACUUGGUAUGAAAAAAGCAAUGUGAUUAAUCCACAAGAAGGGCCUACUUGUGAUAAUUCGUCUGCUGUCAAUCUCUAUUUUCGUAAGACAGUAGAGGUUGUAAAUGAAAACCCAGCAGUCUCUGCUACAUUGGUUUCCAAAUUGAAAAAGCCAGUUGAAAUUGAUGGCCACCUGUGCUUCUGCUAUUGGCCGGGUGGGGAAGGGUACUCACAAAUUGACAAGUCUUGUCACACAAAAUGCUACAACCAUCUUGUGUUUGACUUUUCAACUCACCAAAUGGCAGUUGUAAAGGAAGAAUCACCGAAACAGGACUCAGAGGAAUUCCAUGACAAAGAAGAUGCUGGGUGUCCAGAGAGGGAGGAGCAUUGCCCAUUUUACAACAUUCCGUUUUUCGGUUGCACUGAAGAGGACCUUGGUGGAUUGACAGAUAUCCGCAGAUACAGAGUAGAUCUGCUGCCACUUCUUAAACAGGCCUAUCCAUUUAAUCAUGCUAGCUGUAACUGCUACGUUCCCAGUUUUACCAUCACCGAAUGUCAAAACUUACUUGAUUACCCUAUAUUGAACCACGUCCAUGUUGUUGGUGGUGUAAAAAGUGGAACCACUGAGGUCCUGCUGUGGGUGAUUUAUGGCGGAAUAGUCGCUCUUUGAGUUUCCCAUAUUUAUUCAAGAUUUUUACAACAGAGUGCUUUUUUAGUUAAGUCUCCAAUUCCGAAAUUCUUUUUAACAGAUAUUACGUCUAUCGUCGAUCCUGGAAAUUUUGUGACAGCCAUUCCAAACUUCCCUCUGAUAAAAUUCAUAGAGUAAACAGCUGCAAAACUUUGCUGAGAUCAGGUAAUAAAACAGUCAUUGUUGAUUAACAUUUCUUUGAAAAUUGCUUCAGCUAAAAUUGCCUUUUCUUUAAAUUAAUGCAGUUUUAGCAUGGGUGCAGAUUCUAAACUCCCUGUUGAAGAGGCUAGUGGAAUAAUUUAAGAAGCCACAUUGUUAAACGAUUCGAUUCCAUGUCGCGAAGAAAACUAUCAUGAAUGGGUUGCACGCAGAAAAUAUCAGAGGUAUCUUAAACGACUCUUUCAAACGAUGCAAAUUUAGUUUUAUUAAAUUACUCAAGGACCGUCGUUGCUACUUGUGUUAUACACAACAACGAUUGGAAGAAAAAACAUGGUUAUUUGAUUGACAACGAAUAACCAACUAUAAUUUCUUUGAACUCGCAACAGGAGAGUCACAUAGCAUUACGAACAAGCUGUCUACAAGCUUAUUACCUAGUAGGUCUUGAAUAGUAAGUAAAAACAGGUUUCCCUCCUUUGUAUUACUUUAAAGAUCUUCAAGAAAGCAUUUUGUUUUAUCUUUGAGUAUUACUCUUCAACUGUAUGCAAUUUAUUCUUAAAGUUUACACAAAUGUUAAUUAUAUUGGCUUACCAAUUUUUGUAAGAUAUAUUUCUAUCUGUGGUGAUCUUAAUUUUCUAGUCCUUCUGACAGAAAUUGACAGCGCCCAGAAUUUAAGGGCUGUGCAAGUCUGUUGUCUAAUCAUCAGGUAAAGAACGCUUAAUGCAAGGAUACUACUAGAUCUAGGUUUCGUAAUAUCAUUUUCUUUACGUUAAUGUCAAGUAAUAAAUAUUUCUUUACGUUGAAUAGUUAAUAGUUUAUAACCUGUAAAAUUACUUCUUAGUUUCAUUGUGUCUGUUUUUGAAUUGAAGUUUAUGUCUAAUAAUAAAUAUUUGUCAACUAUCAGAAGAGACAAACAAAAUGUGUUGGAAGUACAGAAUAUGGUUGUAGAGUCCAUGGACCGCAGCAACAUUUUGCAUGUUUCGCCCUUCCAAACUUUUAGAGCCCCCCUCCCUCAUAAUUAACAUGCUCAGCUGUUCCUUGUUGAACCCUUGUACGGAAUGCGAUAAUUUGCCAGAAGCUGUUUUUUCCCUUUUUAUAUAAGUUACUUUUUCAAGAGAACUUUAUGUGUCACAAGAACGUUACAAGAACAGCUUAAAGCUGAUGUGACUGCAAAAGAACCAAAGUUUAAAUUUUCAAAAAAGAUUUCUCGAAGCUUUGAAUAAACCUCUCGAUUCUUGCAAAAAAGUCAUGAAAAAUAACGAAUGCUAGCAUCGGCCAAGUAUUGAAACUUCAGCGUAUUACGACACGCAAUUAUAACAUGCAUUUUUCAGUCGUAGAUGUUAAUUCAAAAAUUGAAGAACAAUUGAGUCUUUGUGCCCAAAAUUAAGGUACUUUCUAUGACCUACCUUUUAACUGAUAGGAAAUAGACAAGGCCUCGCACGACCCAAUUCUAAACUGGCGGGGAGGGGGAAGGAGAAGCAAUGGAAAGAAAUUCUUCUCGCGGUGUCUUGUCCCCAUAGUGGCAAAACCUUUUGCUGACCCUAUCUUACUUGUGGAUCUUGACUAAAUGUAUUAUGUUGUAAUUUCCUGUUUUGAUACAUAAAAUUUGCUAAUUUUAAUCCUUUGUUUAGCAAGAAUUUGAGCCCCCUUGGCCGAAACCCAGUGGCGCGGGCCCUGCAGGUUAAAGGUUUUCACUACAGGGAAAAAGCCACCGUGUAACAAGACUGGAGAGGUUUUUUAUUCACGGGGACAGGGGCAACAAAAUUGGUUUCAUAUUGUGGCUAAUAUGAAAGGGUUUCAUAUUGUGAGUGUAAAAGAGCGUUUUUGGUUUAGAAAAUAUGUAAAAUGUAUUUUUGGUGGAAGAUCGUCCCAAUCGAAAACGGCUAGUUUUUAUUUUUCUUCAGUUUCCUUGCGGUUUUAAGACAAGUAGAUAUGGCAGGGACAGCAAAAUUUGCAUUAGACUGGCUGGGGGUGGGAUGUCAUACCAAAGAGACUGACUGGGGACAAAAGAUCCACGUUAUCAGCUACUGCAAUAUGCAGGGGCGGGUUCAGAGCAAAUUUAAAGGAGGGACAGUUGGUAAUUGGGGCUAAGAAAUUUUCAGAAGUUGGUAACAAGAGUACGCUGUAUACACAAAUAUUUCCGACCCUAAUUGCUGACGGAAGUCCCUCUAUUCACGUUCUAAAAAAAAUUCCACAGUCAUUGUGUCAAAACAAUGAUACAUAGUCUGAGCAUAACUAAAGGUCUCUUGGAGAAUUUCUCUCCCAAAAGAUAAAUUUUUCGGCUGAACAUUCACUACUCCGUCAUGGCUUCAACUCUGCUAGAGUACUCUGCAAAAGAAGCUGACUUAUAAGCUUUUUUCUUACCGAGAAAACGAAUUUUGGGGGGCCCAGAAACUUUUGCCACUCUUGGUUUAUUUUUCAAUUGGAGUAUGGCUGUGUAAUUAGACAGUACUUUAAUGAAUGCGCCUAACACGCAAUAGUAUGAUUGAUUGUUCAGGGUUUGAUGCAGGCAGCCACUAUGGUUGGUGGCAGAAGAAGUUUUUGCAACUAUGACAUUCUAGAGAUAGACGGAAAAUGGGUCUGGGGGUAUUUGCAACAUCGACUGAGAACCAAUGAUUCUAGACACAAAAGACAAAUGCUCUUUCAUAAUUAUACUUCAUAGUUUUAUUUGGUUUGAUUAUGACAUGAAGAUUAGACAACUUUUAAGCGCAAGAAAUUGAACACUGUUUGAGCGAAGGCAGGAGUUAGAGAACACAACAUUAUGGAUAGCCUUUGUUGUCUUCCAAAGAAUGAUUUUUCUAGUAAAACAUUAUCCAUUUUCAGAAUAAACAAGUUACUUUUUUACCUGAUUCUUGUUCUCCAAAAGGGGCGCCAGACUUCCAUAAUUUCUAAAAAAAGAGGCGCCCUAGUUGGCCCCCUUAAAUCAGCCACUGG
Rhopilema esculentum is the source of this 7058-nucleotide messenger RNA. NCBI's taxonomy places the organism in Eukaryota, Metazoa, Cnidaria, Scyphozoa, Rhizostomeae, Rhizostomatidae. The record is from RefSeq and is a predicted model, not a curated record.